Messenger RNA from Alternaria arborescens, 480 nucleotides. RefSeq lists its product as hypothetical. Lineage: Eukaryota; Fungi; Ascomycota; Dothideomycetes; Pleosporales; Pleosporaceae. The transcript has a single exon. Bases 1 to 480 code for a protein of 159 amino acids. The record is from RefSeq and is a predicted model, not a curated record.
AUGUCUCAAGAUUCCGAUCUCCAUACGACGCUCGUGCUCGACGCAUUGAGUAAUGGCCUAAACAUAUCCAUGGCAGAGCUCCUCGGAAUCCUAGGUCGACAAGCCCCGAUCUCGAACCUUCUCCUAGAGCCCAUUCUCGGAUUACAGCAGCUUGCCGCGACCACGACGCUGCUUGCUGUACCGAGCAUCCAUUCACAAAAGAAGGCGGCACUGGGGCCCGUGGCAGGAGAAACGGAAGAGGAACGGAAAGACCUGAAGAGGUUUCUAAUCACGUACUGGAUCGCUUUGUGUCUUGCUUGCCUGAUCGCUGUAUCUGCAGUCUGGACCAAAGUGCACAUGGCGGCACACAAGGGCCGGAAAAAGUUCGAGACGAAGAAGAAGCCCCAGUCGGACGUUGAGAAAUGGCAUUUGCGGCGUCAGAGGGAGCGCGAGGCAUCAUUGCAGAUGGGACAGGUCGAUGAUCAGGCUCCAGGCGCAUAA